CCGUUGCGACAGCGGGGUCGGUUUCUCCUCGAAGAAGCAGUGAGAUCCUCUCGCAAGAAACGAGCAAGACUGAGACGAAGAACAGAAGGGAUAUCAAAAAGAACAACAAUGAUCUAGUAGUACCUCUUACUUCGCUACUCCCGAAAGAGGGCGAUAUUGUGGAGAUACACAGUUUAGGUGGAAAGAACCCUGGGGUGGAAGGAGGUAAAGGUUUGGAGUAUAAUGGCCGGCGUGCGAGGGUGGUGAAGUUGCCGGAACGGGUGCGAGUGGAGCCGGUCAUUUCUCUAGGCAAGGUCCUCGACCUCCGUUUGGAGAAACUCUUCGUUCGAGAAGAAAAUCGGCAAGAUGCUG
Messenger RNA from Amoebophrya sp. A25, 351 nucleotides. NCBI's taxonomy places the organism in Eukaryota, Dinophyceae, Syndiniales, Amoebophryaceae. The record is from the annotation of a GenBank genome assembly.